AUUGUGCAGGAAAACCACUGCAUGCGGAUCAAGAUCCUCGGCGACUGCUACUACUGCGUGUCCGGGCUUCCGGUGUCCAGACCCAGCCACGCCUACAACUGCGUUCGAAUGGGGCUCCAGAUGAUCGAGGCCAUACGGGUGGUCCGCGAGGCGACCGAGGUGAACGUGGACAUGCGCAUCGGCGUACACUCGGGCAACGUGCUCUGCGGCGUGCUGGGACUUAGGAAGUGGCAGUACGACGUCUGGUCCGAUGAUGUCACGCUGGCCAACCACAUGGAGUCUGGCGGCGUGCCCGGGCGCGUGCACAUUACUCGGGCAACGUACCAGCUGCUGGACGGCAGAUUCGAGACGGAGCCCGGAAACGGGGCCCAGAGGGACCCUUACCUGGCAGAGCACCAAGUGGACACCUUUCUCAUCGCCCCGCUCAAGCCGACCGAGGCGAUUGUGGAGUCGUCGCAGGCAUCGCGCGAGAACGGCGGUCGUCUCCGGUCUACGUCCAAGAUGUACAAGCACAUGGAGUGCUGGGGCGCCGACAAGCCCUUCGCCAACAUCACCGAGAGCACGCUCGCCAAGAACGUCGGACUGACCAGCCUAGCUCUCAUCGAAACCAACCUCCUGCCAGAGUCUACAGCGUGUUGGGACAUGAGGUGCUGUGCCCCGGAGGGUUUGAAUCCGGUGUUCCUGCGGUUCAAGGACACCAAGCUCGAGACCCAGUUUUGGAAGCAGCCGGACCCACAGUUCGCGCAGUACUCAGUCGCCUCGGCAGCCGUCUUCGGAGUAAUCGUGGCCAUCCAGAUGCUCACCCUCAAUAUGGACUUGAUGUUGUUCUGCGUGCUCACGUCGGGGGCUCUGGUCCUGGGAGUUCUUACUCUGGCUGCCUGGAGCCGCCAAUGUCAGGUUUCGUGUUACCGACUUCUCAGUGCAAAAAUAGCACACACACACAAGUAUUGA
Molecule: messenger RNA, 951 nt
Organism: Ixodes scapularis (black-legged tick)
Lineage: Eukaryota; Metazoa; Arthropoda; Arachnida; Ixodida; Ixodidae
Product: adenylate cyclase type 7-like
Exons: 8
Biological process (GO): adenylate cyclase-inhibiting G protein-coupled receptor signaling pathway; adenylate cyclase-activating G protein-coupled receptor signaling pathway; cAMP biosynthetic process
Molecular function (GO): adenylate cyclase activity
Source: RefSeq, a predicted model, not a curated record